CGCCCGGGGCUGCUGGCGGCGGCGGGGUCUCCGUCCGGGCGGGCGCUGUCCUGGGCUGAGGGCGGAUCGGGGGAAGCGCCAACUCCCUGGCCCGGGAGCCGAGGGGUGGAGGGAGGGCGCGGCCGGGGCCCGCUGCUUAGGCGGCCCUUCCUCCCCUUCCGUGACUCCUUGGCCCCGGGAGGUUUCCUCCCGACGGGCGGUGUUUCCCUUCCUUUCCCGGAGCGCCGUCCCCACCCACCCCUUGCCGCAUGGAGGGCAUUAUAAGCGCGGCGGCGCGGAGGGCGGGAAGCUUCGCUGCCGGCGCCCGAGUUCGGAGACGCGCCUUUCCAACGGUCCGCCAGGAUGUGGCUACUCGCGAGGCUCCUGCUGGCGGCGGCGGCGCUGGCCGACCGAGGAAGCGGAGUAGCGGCGGCGGCGGUGGCGCCCUCGCCGGUCCCUUCGGGCGCCCAGUGCCUGGGUGCCGUGUGCUACGGAUUGUUCUGGGGGGCGCACAGCUUCGCCGAGGCCGGAGACGGGUGCGAGGCCGGCGGCGGGCACCUGAUGACGGUGCGCUCGACGGUGGCGGCCGAGGCGGCUGCGGUGCUGUUGGUCGGCCGCGCGGGCAGCGCGUGGUUGGGCCUGCGGCUGCCCGACGGCUCCUCGUGCGUGGAGCCGGCCAAACAGCUGCGCGGCUUCCUCUGGGUGACGGGCGACGAGCGCACGGACUACGAGGCCUGGGCAAACAAGUCGGCGCCGUCGGCGGCUGUUUGCGGCCCCCGGUGCGCGCUGGUGAACGAGCGGCUGAGCUGGGAGGAGCGCGCCUGCGACGCCGACGCCGACGGCUUCCUCUGCGAGUACAGCUACCCCGGAGGCACAUGCGGGCCGCUCACGCUGCAGGCUCCCGCCGCGGUCUCCUACCUCACCCCCUUCGGCGCCCGCGAGAGCGACCUCGUGGCCGCCCCGCCGGGGACGGCGGCCGAGGUGGCGAGCCUGAACGCCAGCCUGGAGUGCCGCGCGCACGGCGACGGCUCCGUCCGGUGGAGCUCGGCGUCGCCGGGCGCCUGGGACUGCCGUCUGGAGAACGGGGGCUGCCGGCAUCACUGCGUGACCUCCGGGGAUGCCGCCAUUUGCAUGUGCACCGAGGGCUAUGCGCUGGGCGCCGAUGGCCGGAGCUGCCUGGAUGUGGACGACUGCCAAGCCAAGCCGAGCCCUUGCGAGCAGGAGUGUGUCAACACCCAGGGGGGCUUCGAGUGCCGCUGCUAUGAAGGCUAUGAGCUGGUAGAGGGCAGGUGCUUGCCGAAAAAUCGCAAGUGCAUGGACUUAAAGUGCGAGCAUGAAUGUGCAGAGGUCAAUGGAGAGUAUGGGUGUAUCUGCUACGAACCAUUUGUGCCCCAUCGCCAAAAGCCGAAUAAGUGCGUUAUGUUCUGUAAUCAAACCGAGUGCCCAGCUGAGUGUGACCCCCACACGCGGGACACCUGCUACUGUGCAGAUGGCUUUAUCUUGCAAGAAAACUCAGAUGGGACAAAUGUCUGCGUAGAUAUUGAUGAGUGUGAUUCUGGAAGUUGCCACAAACUGGAGGAGUGCAUUAAUGUGCCAGGCAGCUAUAGAUGUAUCUGUCCAGUUGGGCAGUUGUGCAAGGAACCGCCAGAUGAAACAGAGUACUCUGGUGAUGCUGAAACUUAUUCCACCCCCUCAGUUCCCUCCUUCAUCCCACCCAAGGAGGAAGAUGCUGGCAGAAGCCAAGGGGUGUUGAUUGCUAUCAUUGUUAGUACCACAUUGAUGGUUAUAGUGUUAGUAGCGAUUUUGUGCUACUUGGUGAAAAAACACUGCACUUUACCCACCAUAAUGGAUUACAAAUGCCAACAACCUGAGACUGGGGUGCCAUUGCAGCAAGUAGUCACCCCAAACAGCGCCUCUUCCUGACAGAAAAUGUGGACCUUCACAUUUGGAGGAGAAGAAGUGGGAAUGGGGGAGAGCUAAAUUAUUUGAAUACUGGAUGGGAGAUGCCUGUGAAGUCCCCUAGGGAACUGCUGUGCAAACACAGCUUCCGGAGAGUGGCCAUACAAAUGCCAUACAUUGAGGUCAAUGUCAGUGUUUGACACUUUCCUGUACAUGAAUGACAAGGCAAGAGAGAAUGGAGGGAGCCUGGACUGCAUUCAUCUCUAGGACGUCUGCUCCAACUGUUUUUUCUCCAGUUGCAGCAUUCAUGUUUUCUUUUUCUCUCUCAACCAGACAUGAAACUAACGGUGCUUUUCUUCUAAAAAGGACUUAUUGUUAGUUUUGAAAACUUGGUUAUCUAAAAUAAAAAAUAAUAAAAAGGGGCUGUAUUUUGUUAGCCUUGUUUUACAAUGUAUUGAUACUGAGGUAUUUUUAGUCUGCUUCAUGCAUCUGAUAAAAGUAAGGUGUUUGCUACAAAGCUUAUGCCACAUCAACCACUUAGGAUACAGAACUACUGUGCAACUCUCAAUUUAUUUUAAUGUCACUGCGUCAGUAGAACUUCUAAUUGGGAUUGGCGUGUAGUUUUUAUGUGGCAGGAGCAGUUUUGCAUAUUUGCAGUUAAGAAGAUAUGUUUUAUGUAGCAGCAAUAUUAGAAAGCUCCCUUCCACCAAGUCCAUUGGUUAUCUCAGUGGUUCCCAGUUAGGGGUCAGAACGCACCCAGUGGAUCCACGGCCACAUCCCUUGCUCCCCCCCCACCUUGGUUUUUUUGGGUCAUUUUUGCAUGGUAAUAUCACAGAUUUUAUGGUCUGUUUUUAGUAAACCUAAAAACCUUUGCUUAUUAGGGGCUCCCCCAAAUUUGUUUUAAAAAUUGCUUUACAGAGGUAACUACCAUAGAGUUAUCAAAAUUUUCAAAAGUAGGGGGUCCAUUCCUUGGCUUUUGAAAAAUAGGAGGCCCUCUGUAAUUACCUAACUGGUCUAUCUUAUUCAUUAUUGUCUGCACAGAGAUUCAGCAGGCCAUGGAGCUCUGCCAUACCCCCCCCCCCCAUCCCAGUGAAAUAUCUGUUUUACAAUCUCAUUUUCAGGCUGUGGGUUUUUUUUUGUUACGGUUAAUUGAGAAAGAAAUACUAGAUAUGAACUUUUCCUCUAAUAAACAUGACUUUAAAGCUUUUUUCAUUUAUAUUACGAAACAUAAGCAUCAUAUGUGCCAGCUCCCUUGGGCCCUGGGGGCCCAACCCACCCACAAAAUUCCCCAUGAAGGGGCUGGGCACCCACAAAGUUCAGCACCAGUGCCAUGCAUGCUGCAGGGCCAAGCUGGCACUCCUGAUAAGCAUAAUGCAGAAUAAAACGAAGCACGUCAUCAUCACACAAAAAAGGGGGGAAAUCUCAGAAUUCAAGUAAUACAAAUCAGAAUUCAUGAUUGUGAGAGUAUUUGAUUAUAUCAUAAGCAAUGGAUCCCUGAGCUUCAAGCAUUGAUUGAUUCUGUGCAAUAAAAAUUAAUAUGCUGUUAAUUUCUAAAAGCUAAAUAAUUCCAAAACUUUUUCUAAGCCACUGCAUUUGUAAACAUAUAUGACAGAGAGGUUCCUGUGUGCUUAUAGGAAAUUCUGCUUAUAUGAAGGCACAUUGCCCAAGUAUUGGCUGCUUCAGAAAACUCAAUAGCUCCAUUUAACACUGUUUCCCCAAAAUUUCCUCUGAGCCGUACAACCUAUCCCCCCCCCCCGAUGGCUCAUGCUGAACUCACCCUUAAUGUAGGGCCAUUACUGUAUUUUUAAAUAUCCAACUAGGUCUGAGUAUUUGGGUGAUAUACCCAUGAACUGAGCCGCCCGCUCGGCAAGUCCCCCGUGUGCUGCGGUAAACUGGCGCAGUGUGGAGUGGGGACUUGCCGAACAGCGCCGGAAAUUGCGUCUAUGCAGCCGCAGAAGUGAUUUCUGAUGCUGUGGACAUUUUGGAAAUGGGCAGCCAGCACCGGAAAUCGCUUCUGCGCAGCUGCAGACAUGCAUAGAAGCGAUUUCUGGUUCUGCACUGCCCAUUUCCAAAAUGUCCGCAGUGCCAGAAAUCACUUCUGUGCAUGUCUGCAGCUGCGCAGAAGCGAUCUCCGGUGCUGGCUGCCCAUUUCCAAAAUGUCCGCCGCGCCACCAGAAAUCACUUCUGCGCCUGUGCAGCCCAUGUCUGGCCUAUGGACAGAAAAGGUUGCCAACGCCUGGUCUUAGAUAUAUAAUAAAUGCUCAGAAAUGUACAAGGCAAACACGUACAUAAAUAUAUAAACCAAUGACUGAAAACAGUACAGGAAGACAGUCUUGAAACCAUUUUGACUCCCAAACUGACCAAAUGUUUCUCUGCAAGGUGGGAGGGGGUGAGGGAACCUUCCCAUUGUCUCAGGAAUUAAGUAAUUACCAUCUCAAAGAAAUGGCCAGACUCCCAGGAAAGGCAAUUAGAGAAGGCAUUAUCAGAUAACCUGGCAGACAGGAAAAACAACAACAUUCAAAUUUCUGUUGUAGACCACCUUUUCUGUGCUGUAGGUAUGAUGUUUGUGGGGGGUGGUUUUGGGCUACACCCCUUCUGUGAUGUAUGAUGUAUGGAGGGGUGGUCUUGAGCUCCAGGGCAGGGAAUUUCAAAAUGUCUAUAUAAGGGCAGGCACACCAGAAAAUAACAGAGACCAACCAGAGAAUCUUGAGAAGCAAAGCAGCUAGUAAGCCUGAUCUUUAUUGAACUGUUGCAACAGGGUGCUCCCCUCACAGGCAAGAGAAAGGAGGAGGACCCAGAACAAAGGUCUGCCUGCCCUUAUAUAGGCAUUUUAAAUUGCCCACCCUGGAGUCCAAGAACACCCCCCAGAUACAUCAUAUCUACAUCACAGAAAAGGUGGUCUACAACAGAAAUCUGAGUGCGUUGUUUAUCUCCUGCCCGACAAGUUACCUGGUUGCAUUAUCUGGGUUUUGGCCACUCUUUUCUUAUUAUAACUACUUAAUUCCUGAAUCUACCGGUAGGUCACAGGUCAGAGGCUCACACCCUGUUCAUAUCUUGAAUGUGGCCUUAAGACAGGAUUUGUGAGGAAAGAGACAAUGGGGAGGUUCCCCACUUUGACCUUGCAGAGAAAUACUGUAUUUGAGGUCAAUUUGCUCAGGACCUAAUCUGUGGGGUUUCAGACAUGUGGUUUAUACAUACAAAUAUAUAUAUAUAUACCUUAAAUUUCUUUUUAAAAAUCAUUUUAUUAAUAAAAAUCAAUACAAUUUAAUACUACAAUCAAUUACAUUUUCCCCAUUUCCCCCUCCCCCUCCCCCCUCUACCACCCUCCUCAGCUCCCUCAGCUCCCUUGUCUGAUUUAUUUAUAUAUAUUGUUAUAUAAUUGUAUAUAUCAUUUCCCUAUUUGUUCAUAUACUUCUAAUAAAAAG
Zootoca vivipara (common lizard) is the source of this 5303-nucleotide messenger RNA. RefSeq names its product thrombomodulin (gene THBD). Gene Ontology annotation, cellular component: membrane. NCBI's taxonomy places the organism in Eukaryota, Metazoa, Chordata, Lepidosauria, Squamata, Lacertidae. Gene Ontology annotation, molecular function: calcium ion binding; transmembrane signaling receptor activity. The record is from RefSeq and is a predicted model, not a curated record.